This is a messenger RNA of Cheilinus undulatus (humphead wrasse), 424 nucleotides long. It is a transcript of the gene tomm6, whose product is annotated as translocase of outer mitochondrial membrane 6 homolog (yeast). The record is from RefSeq and is a predicted model, not a curated record. The transcript is spliced from 3 exons. Gene Ontology annotation, cellular component: mitochondrial outer membrane translocase complex. NCBI's taxonomy places the organism in Eukaryota, Metazoa, Chordata, Actinopteri, Labriformes, Labridae. The coding region runs from base 73 to 267 and encodes 64 amino acids.
UCUUCCGUUUCCUUUCUGACCAUUUCGCACCCCCUCGUUGCUGUUGCUGUCGUUACACCGCACAUUGGCAAGAUGAGUGGAGCAAACGGCAAAAAGGGGUCUUCCUCCGGUGUGAUGGACUGGAUCAGUUCGGCUUGUCGGUUCGCAACAGACAGAAACGACUUCAGAAGGAACCUCCUGGUCAACCUGGGAUUGUUUGCAGCUGGUGUUUGGGUUGCAAGAAAUUUGUCAGAUUUUGACCUAAUGUCUCCUCAGCCUGUCACAUAACCCUGUCAAAACCAGGAUGAUGGUGUCUCGGACCAAUAAAGAAGAAACAACAGACAAGAAUGAAACUUUAACAACUACUUAAAUUUGUUCGGGAAAAUGCUGACCUGAAUUAGCUUUCAGUUAAACAUCUUUCAUCUUAUCAUAAAUGCCGUCAAAA